Patiria miniata (bat star) is the source of this 2506-nucleotide messenger RNA. Its product is annotated as cholesterol 7-desaturase-like. The record is from RefSeq and is a predicted model, not a curated record. Gene Ontology annotation, molecular function: 2 iron, 2 sulfur cluster binding; chlorophyllide a oxygenase activity. The coding region runs from base 31 to 1146 and encodes 371 amino acids. Gene Ontology annotation, biological process: cholesterol metabolic process; chlorophyll biosynthetic process. Gene Ontology annotation, cellular component: chloroplast. NCBI's taxonomy places the organism in Eukaryota, Metazoa, Echinodermata, Asteroidea, Valvatida, Asterinidae. The transcript has 5 exons.
CCAUACCAUGUUUGAUAGGUUCAGUUAGAUAUGGCCGUCUCAAAAGCUGGAGUUUUAUCCUUCAUCCUGCCGGUCUUCCUGGCAGGUUUCGUCACCCGUCCUCCGAUCAUUGAAGAUUCAGCUAAGCAGCUCGCUAAUCACGUGCAGAAUGCCAACAUUUCAGCUGAGGUUGUUUCUGACAAAAUCAACCAAGUCGUCCACAGUUCUGGCUUCAAGUUUCUUCUUGUCUACGGACUUGCUGCCGUGCUGACUUACUUGGCUGUUCAGCUGUACAAGGCGGUGACUGAGCCCUUGGCACUCUACUGCGAUGAGACCAAAUAUACGUAUUUAGUGGACGGCCCAGCCGACGGCAAAUCGGCUGAGGAACGAGUGAGGGAUUUGAAGAGAUGUCGGAAGGUCGGAGACGUUCCCCCUGUCUACCCGAAUGGCUGGAUGUCUAUCCUGAUGUUGUCUGAAUUGAAGAAGAAGGAGCACAUAUUCGUUGCCGUUGCUGGUAAGAACUUGGUGGUAUUCCGAGGAGAAAGUGGGCGGCCCUACGUCGUUGACGCCUACUGUGCUCAUCUAGGCGCCAAUCUGGCCAUAGGUGGCUCAGUACACGGUGAAUGUAUCGAAUGUCCCUUCCAUGGCUGGAGAUACCGGGGAGAAGACGGCAAGAGGGCUUUCGUUGGUCAGGCCCACUUUACCGACGUCAGCUGGGAGCCACACCCUACCGACAAGCAUGUGGCUGUACUUCGUAUGUCCACCAAACCCCCGUAUUUUUUUAAUCUGCUCAACCUGCUGGCAAACACCUUCCAUAUCGAGCAGAUAGGACCCUGCUUCGCCCAUUUCCACAUGGACAGUCCCCUGCUGGGUGAGCUACAAUUGGUCUUAACCGUCACUCCUGUUGGACCCAUGCGACAGAGGAUUGUGACCACUGGGUAUACCCGGAGAGGACCCAUCUCAUUCUACAUUGGCAAGAAGACCUUGUAUGAACAGUACUACCAGAUUUGGGGUGACCUUCCGGUGUGGGCCAACAAGAAGUACGUUCGUAACCCCCCGUUUGUGAAGGAGGAUCAUCUGAUAGCGAAACAUCGCCGAUUCUUCUCCCAGUUCUACUCUGAGAACAGCCCCAAGUACGACCCGAAAGAGGAAUCUAUGGAUUGGUAAAAUUACCGUCUAAGGUUAAAAAGAGAGUACAUGUGUAUCUCAAAGCUGUCACUUUUAAUAUUUUGGCUUGGCGAUCUACGAGAAAAGGCUAAAGACUAGAAUUUUGCGCUUUCUUUUGUAAUUCAUAUGCAAAGAACAUUCAUGUAAUUGCUGUAAUAAAAGGAAUUAUUUAAGUGUUGUUAUUGUCAUACGAUUUGUUACGUUAACGUAUAAUUGCUUCAUUAUAAUGUGCUAUACGCUUUAGAAAGCAACCACAUAAUUAAUGUUUUACAAACAAGGAUGACGAGGCGUUGAGUUAAAAUAGAUAUAUCUUUUUUAGAAUGUAAUUACUGUUUCGCUCGGAAACCAAAACGAAUUGGUCUAGAUGAGCGUAGAUAAACAUUAAAAACGUUUGACUCAAUUUUAAAGGGAAGGGGCCGGGAAUGUCUAAAACAAAUAUUUAGGGGAAUAUUUACCUGAAUACCAUUUUGAAACGUUUUGAAACGAUUUUAUUGCUGUAUUUUUGUGAACCCUACCCACAAGUAUGACAGAAUUGAAUUGAAGAAAAUAAUUUGUUUGAACGUACUCCCGAAAUUUCCUGUAAUCGUAGAAAAAUUCCCAGUUUCGCCCGAGGGCUAAUUCAUUCAAAACUUUUUGAUAACUUACUUUGUUUUCUGAUAAACACGUUGUGUGACAUGAAUAAAUAAUCCACCUGUUGAAAUUGAAGUUAAGAUGCACUUUGAUGUGACAACUGAAGGUUACAAUUUUCGAAUAUCACUUCACUUCGUCGACGUUUCUGGGAAUCGCCGAAAGAGUGCAGUAGUUACAACCUCGAUCCAGCUCUUCGUGAGAGGCAUCAUAUAGGAAAUAACGUUCUUGUACCUUCAGGGGGGUGAGGUGGGCAUGCGCAAAUACAAAACACUGCGACGACCAUGAAUUUUACGACGGAUUAUGUUAUCAUUUACUCAAUUGUUGCAGUUCGAUGGUCCAAAAGACAAGGGAUCCUAUUAAAAAUCGUUUAAUGUACCUGGAAACUUGCACAAUUGUUUUGAGCAUUGUAGCCUAUUUGAUCCCUCCAAAUCAUAAGGGAAAAUCGUGUGUACAGAGAAACAAAUAAUGAGUAUCAUCAGCAUGCUUUUUUAUUAACAAAAACGUGUUAAUAUUUUCAUCAUCUGCUUGCUCUUUAUAUAGUUUGCUUUUAGUAGCCUAUACUUCUAUUUGUACUGUAAACAGGUUCUUAUCGAUAAUUUAGGUACAACGUUGUGAGUAGCGGCGUAGACGGUGGCGUGGCAUGGGGGCACGCUCCCUCUAAACAAUCUGGAAAUGUGUAUCACCAUGGUUAAUGGUUUAACAGAAAGUGGGCGCCCCCACAUAACAUCCA